This is a messenger RNA of Caenorhabditis elegans, 231 nucleotides long. The record is from the annotation of a RefSeq genome assembly. NCBI's taxonomy places the organism in Eukaryota, Metazoa, Nematoda, Chromadorea, Rhabditida, Rhabditidae.
UUAUUUAGUGUCACUAAACCCAAGUUAUAUCUAAUUUUCGUGUGGAUUGUAUCAGUCAUCGUAUGCACCGCCAUUUAUGAAGUUGCAAAUUGUCAUCUAGAAUAUGAUUCCAAUAUGUGGAAUUUUCAAUUCAUCAAAAUUUCUGAACUGUGCGAAGAUUAUGAGUGACGAUUGGCUAAUUUUGAAAUUUUUCAUAACUAGUUUGUGGAUUUUCAUGCAUACAGUUGAUGG